AUGGAAAUUUGCAAGCGCCCCCAUUGGAGCAUGUGCUCCGGGAGUAUUUGCACCACCAUUAUUCUCCACGCACACUCCACAUUUGUUCUCGAUUCCGCCCGGCAGCAUGCUCGGGCGAAAGGAGGGGUGAGCGCGGACCACAAAGAUGAACUGCAGCAGAAUUCGCGAAAGGCGAAACGCGCGGUCCAAAACCAAGAACAAGAGCGGGAGAAGGCGGAAGAAAGGGUGAAAGCAGCCGAAAACGCACUGGAGGCGCUCAUCGGCCCAUUCCGUUUGAGAAACAACGUCAGAGCUGCGGUAACGAAGGGAAUGCUCAUGCCGUUCCCAGUGUCAAUGCAAAAGGGCAAGGCCAAUGCCCGACUGGAGAAGGGACAGAACAUGCGAGAGGCGAGUGAUGCUGCUAUCUGUGAUUCUGUUUUGUCGUGUGUUGUGUGCAGUGUACUCAAGUGGAUGCCGUACGGAAGGAGAGUGCGCGUGGAGCCCACCGAUCCUUCGUCAGUAUACUUCUUGCCGGAGGCGGGGACGAGGGCUUGCCCCCGUCCUCCAUCGCAUGCAUUCGGCCCAUUCUACGUAGUUGGUGUAAAAGAGUCGCGGCAGAGCGACAAGAAGGAAAAGGCCGCGGCGACGGCGGCAUUAGCCUUGGCUGAAAAUCUGGCAUCGAAGGAGCCAGGAGAUACCAGGGAGCGGCCUGCAACCGGAUUGGGCAGUGGAGCGGCUGCGACGACACCGGCGGAGAGUAUUGACGAGGGUGGUACAGCGGUUGGUGCUGAUGGCGGGGAAGACAGUUUGGGUGAUCUCAAGUCUCAUGCGCCAAGCAUUUUCGGAUUCUUGAACACCGCAUUUUCCGAUCGCGAGCAGACAAAGUUCGACGAUGACAGCAACAUGCACGCGCGGCUUGAGCGAUGGGCAGCGGGGAGCGAGGCCUGGUCCAAGAGGCUCAUGCUUCGUAGGCGGAAGCUGUUCGACGUUGAAGAAGGAUUCCAACCGGAGAAGAGAAGGGUGAUGGAGGCGGUGGAAUCUGUGCUCGCGCUGUGGACCAGGAUACUGCAGCCCGCAUGCCGGGGGGACCUAAGAGUGUGGCGUUCAAGGCGAAACAUGAAAACAGACGAAACCGUUGCAACGUUCUCCCUCGCUUUGUUUGGCGGAACUCUGAAUCCCAGUCUACAAGAAAUGACCGACUUCGCAAAGUCUGCGGCAGCAACGGGGCUGGCCUCCACGCAGGGGGCAGACGGAAAAGGGAUAAUCGGGGGCAAACUGGGCCGUGAGGUGGUUGUGCAGCUGUUCAAGAAGUGGGUGCAGUCGGAUGAUAGGACCAAGGUUAUCAUCAUGCACCGGUCUGGGAAGGCUGCGAAUGAGCCAGCUGUCGAGGUGGUUCAGGUGGUGGGAUACAUUAAGGUCGACCUGGACACCCCUACCCCCGUCCUGAGGGAGUUCAUAAGGCGAUUCUGCGGCGGUUGGUUAAACGAGCACGCCAAGGGAGAUCACUUCGUCAUGGAAGAUGCGACGGGCACGGUAGUCAGGCGGAACAGGGAAGGGGGCAAGCAGAACGCGACGGCAAUGGACAUGGUGCAAGAGCGUAUUAAUAAGGCCACCCGCGACACCGAGUCCGUGAUUUUCGUACAGGACGAGAGGAGUAGAACGGACCCCGACGCCGAGGUGGAACUCGUCCUCAUCCCCGAGAAAGAUUUCCUCGAUCCAGAGUCGACGCCUACGUUCGAGGACGGAGUCAACGCUGACGAAGGAGAAAAAGACCACGGCGACGGCGACGUCGACGCACAGGGCGCACGAAAAAAGCACCGCGAGGAAGACGGUGCGGACGGAGGGGACGAGAGAUAUGCAGAUGGGCGUUCCAGCGACGUUUCUUCCGACCAGUUCAGCGCUAGUAUCGGUUCCAUGGGGAGCGACCUGGAGGAGGACGAGGACGACCCCUUCGCGGCAAUGCAGAAAGACUUGCAAGACGAAAAGGACGCACACAAUUCGGCGACCAAGAAUGACACUGCUGGCACGAACGAGGCAGCUAGAGGAUAGGGAUAAGCUGGGGACGUAUUGAUCCUGGCGCCAGUCGACACACCUCGUCGGUGAAUAUGCUUGACGUGUCAGACGGGGCUACACAAGAAAUAGAUCAAAC
Molecule: messenger RNA, 2128 nt
Organism: Ectocarpus sp. CCAP 1310/34
Lineage: Eukaryota; Phaeophyceae; Ectocarpales; Ectocarpaceae
Source: the annotation of a GenBank genome assembly